AUGUCAUCACCGAGGAUACUGCUCCACGGCUCCGGAGCAAUAGGCACCAUCUACGUCUACCUCCUCUUGAAGGCCGGGUACGACGUAACAGCCGUGUGCCGCUCCAACUACGAAGCCGCCAAAGCCAACGGCUUCCUGAUCGAUUCCGAUCGGUACGGCAAAGGCAUACGAAUUCAUCCCAAAGUUGUUUGCAGUCCCGGAGAAGCCGCUGAAGCUGGACAGCUGGAUUUUCUUAUCGUGACCACCAAGGCUUUGCCGGACGCUGAGACGAGCAAGGUCAUUGCUCCAGCCGUGACUGAAGGCAAGACAACGAUCGUGCUGAUCCAGAAUGGUGUCGGCAUCGAGGAUGAGUAUGCUCGGAUGUUUCCGCAGAAUCCGAUAUUGAGCUGUGUCGUCUACCUACCCACUACGCAGAUCAGACCCGGAGUCAUCCAAAUGGGGACGUUCGAGUCGCUGGAGCUUGGCACGUUUCCGGCAUCAGCAUAUAGUAAGAGCACCGAAGUCAGAGAAGCUGCAGACAUGUUUAUGGAUAUUAUGCAGAAGUCUGGCAGCCAAGUAAAAUGGUACGACGAUAUCCAAGAGAAGAGAUGGAACAAACUCUUACUCAACGCCCCAUGGAAUCCGAUAUGCGCUCUUACCUUGUCGAGAGAUGCUGCUUUCUUAGCUUCAGACUCUUCAGCCAACAAGGUCAUUGAGGAUGUGAUGCUCGAGGUUGUCGCCGUCGCUCAGAAGCUCGGAUACGGCAAGAUCAGUCCCGCGGCUGCAGGCGAGCAACUCAAGCGCGCUGAGGGAAGGGUCGGUACAAAAGGCAUCGAACCAAGCAUGCUUGUCGACGUCCUGAACGGCCGGCGUAUGGAGGUGGACGCGAUACUCGGCAGUCCGGUGAGGGUGGCAAAGAGCGUUGGUAUCGAUGUGCCAAGGUUGGAGUUGCUGUACGGCCUAAUGAAGGCACUGGACGAGUCGAUGGCGUACAAGCAAGCUGGCCAGUCGUUGGGCGGGGAUGAGACCAGGUUAGAGAGGUCGAAGAGGGGAGAGAGCGUGCUGUGA
Messenger RNA from Saxophila tyrrhenica, 1047 nucleotides. RefSeq lists its product as uncharacterized. Gene Ontology annotation, molecular function: 2-dehydropantoate 2-reductase activity. Gene Ontology annotation, biological process: pantothenate biosynthetic process. Gene Ontology annotation, cellular component: cytoplasm. The transcript has a single exon. The coding region runs from base 1 to 1047 and encodes 348 amino acids. The record is from RefSeq and is a predicted model, not a curated record. NCBI's taxonomy places the organism in Eukaryota, Fungi, Ascomycota, Dothideomycetes, Mycosphaerellales, Extremaceae.